AUGGUUAUACGAAUAGCAACGCAGAUCACCAACAGCGUGCAGAGAGAAGACGGCUUCGCGAAUCUCCUCGGUCACAUCGGCAAAUGGCAGAUCUUAGUCUGUGCAACAGUAUCCCUGGUGAAACUAUCUUCUGGAUGGGUCCAAAUGGCAAUAUUAUUUCUCACACCGAAACUGAAUUUCUGGUGCGCCGAGUUCUCCAACUCUUCGAGGUUUGGGGACAAUUCGACAUGUUAUGACGACUGUUUACGAUACGAGUACGACCCUAGUCCGUUCGAGAAUACGAUAAUCACCGAAUGGGAUCUGGUGUGUAGCAGGAGUUGGAUGGCGAGCUUCACGCAGAUGGUGCUGCAAUUGGGCGUUCUGAUUGGCAGCAUUAUUUUUGGUUUCCUUUCUGAUAGAUAUGGCCGAAAGAACACCUUCCUCUUUUCAAUUGGGACGCUCAUUGUAUUAGGAUUCGGCGUCCCUUUCUCACCCGACUACAUCACCUUUACUGUACUCCGGUUCUUCUUGGGCAUAGCGACGUCUGGAACUAUGGUCGUCUCUUUCGUUCUAAUUAUGGAGACGGCGGGACCUAACUUCAGGGAGAUUUUAGGCUGCUUGUUCCACAUACCCUUUAUCAUUGGUCACAUGACAGUGCCACUCUUUGCGUUCUACUUCAGGAGAUGGGACACAUAUAGCAUGGCUUUGGCGAUCCCGCCUUUGAUAUACUUGGGUUACUUCUUCCUUUUGACCGAAUCGCCAAGGUGGCUGGUCAGUGUUGGCAGAGUGAAAGAGGCUACGAAAAUCGUGAAGAGAGCAUGUGAAAUGAACAACCUCCCAACAGCUAAAAUAGAGGAGAGCUUGACGAAAAUGGCACAAAACAUCCAGACCAGUUCGACGGGACCCAAGCUUAACUAUACGGCGUUAUUCCGCAAGUCGCUGCUCCUUAAAACACUGUGCUGCUGCAUUAUGUGGACCAUCAGCGGGUUGACUUUCUUCGGAUUCAACCAGUACAUUAGUCAGACUAGUCCAGAUCCAUUCAUCAGUGUUGCUGCGGCCGGAGCCAUUCAGAUCCCAUCAAACCUUUCAUCAAUUUGGUUGAUAAAACGCUUUGGAAGGAAGGUCACCACGACCGUGUUCUUCACUUUGGGAGGAAUCUGCGUGCUUAUAUUAGGAGUUGUGCCCAACAAAUUCUGGAUCACUCUGACCUUGGGAACUUUGGGCGUCAGUUGCUCAGCUAUAGUGGCUGCCACAAUAUACAUUUUCACAUCGGAACUCUUCCCGACCGUAGUCAGGAAUAUGGCGAUGGGUUCGAGUUCUAUGUCGAUGCGGAUAGGUUCCAUGAUUGCACCAUUUAUAUCUAAUUUGUCAAUGAAAACGUCAGUGUUACCAACACUAAUAUUUGGAUUUGCACCAAUUCUUGCUGGACUAGUCUGCUUGUUGUUACCUGAGACGAAGGGUACCACGCUACCUGAUAGUAUAGAAGAUGAAUGA
Messenger RNA from Parnassius mnemosyne (clouded apollo), 1473 nucleotides. Lineage: Eukaryota; Metazoa; Arthropoda; Insecta; Lepidoptera; Papilionidae. The record is from the annotation of a GenBank genome assembly.